GGUAUUUGGAUCAAGUGGACUAAUCUACGAAAGUGAAAAGGCCCUGAUGAGAUCAUUUUCCGACUGUCGCUCGACAUCGCACGACUUCGUACUCUCGUCAUGACUCUGGUUCCCCAACGUCCUCUUGGCUCGCAAGGCCUCGUCGUGUCUGCGCAAGGGCUUGGCUGCAUGGGUAUGACUGCAUUCUAUGGCAACUUUGACCGUGCAGCGCAAGAAGCCGAGUCACUGCUCACGAUCUCCAAGGGUCUCGAGCUCGGCAUUAACUUUCUGGACACGGCGUGGAUCUACCAGUCGUUUGGCGCUGGUGGCGGCGGCAACUUUACCAACGAAGAGCUGGUGGGCAAGGCAAUCAAGCAGCACGGCCGCGACAAGUUUGUGAUUGCGACCAAGUUUGGGGUAGUUCGCGCCCCGGAUGGGUUGACUACUGUCAACGGGUCCGAAGCCGUGAUUCGAUCGCAGCUCGCCGACUCGCUAGCCCGCCUGGACGUCGACUACAUCGACUUGUAUUACAUGCAUCGCAUGGAUCCUGAGACGCCUAUCGAAGACACCAUUCGCGUGCUCAAGUCACUCGUGGAGGAGGGCAAGAUCAAGUACAUUGGGCUGUCCGAGUGCACCCCCAGCGAACUCCGCCGAGCGCACGCUAUCCACCCCAUCUCUGCCAUCCAAAUGGAGUGGUCCCUGCAGUCCCGCGACUUGGAAGCGCUCGUCGUCCCGGUCGCCCGUGAAUUGGGCGUCGGCAUCGUGGCCUACUCGCCUCUCUGCCGCGGAUUCUUAACCGCAAUCGACACUUUCGACAAGCUUGACGGAGACGACUGGCGCCGCACGCUGCCUCGGUAUACUGGCGACAAGUUGGUCCAAAGCAAAGCCAAAGUCGCUAAGUUCUUUGACCUCGCAGCGGCCAAGCACUGCACGCCGGCCCAGCUGGCCCUGGCCUGGGUGCAUGCCCAAGGCCCCGACGUCUUCCCCAUCCCGGGCACCAAGUCCUCUACCCGCAUUGUGGAAAACGCGCAUGCAGUGACGUUCACCCUCACGCAAGACGAAGUGGCUACCAUUGCCGCCGCCGCCACAUCAGUCGAAGGUGCUCGGUAUACUGGCAAAGACCACACGUUUAACGCCCGCCUGGACAAGGCGUAGACGAGGACAUACAUAGCACGACUGACGUGGCACGGUGUAGUGGUCGUUGGAACCGCAUGGGACAUACUGUAGUACCGUCGCAAGGUGUUGUUUUUUUCUCUUUUACUAUUACAGUAUAUUAAUAGUACAAGUACAAAGUGCUAUUAAUACAGUAGUACGGUGUUAAUUAAAAUAGUGUACGCGUUAUAUUGUGGAUACAAAUAGCCACAUCGCG
Molecule: messenger RNA, 1348 nt
Organism: Aphanomyces astaci
Lineage: Eukaryota; Oomycota; Saprolegniomycetes; Saprolegniales; Verrucalvaceae
Exons: 1
Coding region: 100-1134 (344 amino acids)
Cellular component (GO): cytoplasm
Source: RefSeq, a predicted model, not a curated record